AUGGUCGUACUACUCCAAUCAUUACCAAUCUCCUUCUUUGCGCUGCUUGUUCUCGACGUGCUGGGGAUCCAAGCAGCUCCUCAAGCUGCGGCGCUGGGAACCUGCAACAGCGGCCUCGCUAGGGCUGCCGCUCAAGCCCUUGUUGCUCCUGCCUGGAGUUCCAGGGCCUACGAAUUCUGCAGCACCUACAUUUCAGUGCCACGAGCCACGAAGAUUGUCGCCACUACAAGGCCUGCAGUUACGGACACGACCGUUUACGUGACGUCCACCAUAGCAACGAUCACGGUUCCAACGACUGUUGUGGGGGGCACCACGACAACGACUGUCUCUACAAUCACUCCUCUUGCCACUACGACCAAGACUACGACUGUCACCGAGGCGGUGGCCCAGGCCCCUACAAAACGGGAUGUUCAGAUCGAAGAGCGCCAGGGCCGCACCUCACUCUUGCCCAUAGUCAGCAACUUUGCGGCAUCGGUGGUGUCGAGCGCGUGCUCGUGCGUCAAAAACAGGAUACCGAUCAAGACAUCUUCGGUCACUGCGACCUCUCCUACACGCGUCACCGCCACUUCCACGGCUUCUGGUACGGCGACGGAGCCCCUCACAGUCACUAUCCAGGAAGUUUCCUCAGAAAUCGCCACGGCCCCCACCUCGACCGUGACCGUUCUCGAGACGACGACGGUAGCUGCUUCCCCUUCGUGCACUAAGAUGCUCUUUAACGGAGACUUUGAGCAUGGAGACUUUGAUUUCGGCGAGCUUAUACCAUUGCGAGGAGACGCCGGUCUUCCUGAGUGUGAGAUCAAGAAUCGGGACUCCCUAUCUCUCGGUCCCAACCCACCCUCAACAAGCUUUGGCUGGCUACACUGCCGCUGGACUCAUGCAUCUGAAGUGCAACUCCAGCAAACCCUUGACUUGUGCGUAAACGAUAAAUAUCACAUCGAGUUCACGUCCGCAUGGAAUUCGGAUGCUUCGAAUGCCUACGGCUCAAUCAGUGUGUGGUUGGCUGGGCGCAUAGUCUACCGGACACCUGCAGUGACCGAUUUUUCUCCUAGCACUUAUAAGACGAGCAGAACUGCCGCGUUUACAGCUACAAGCGACAAGAUGGACAUGCAGAUUAUCUUCAACAGUGCUUCUGGGGUUACGGGCUUCAACCUGGAUGAUGUCCGGGUUGUUAAGGAGCCGGCACCAUAG
Molecule: messenger RNA, 1188 nt
Organism: Coniosporium apollinis CBS 100218
Lineage: Eukaryota; Fungi; Ascomycota; Dothideomycetes
Exons: 2
Coding region: 1-1188 (395 amino acids)
Source: RefSeq, a predicted model, not a curated record